AUGGUGGUUAUGAGCUCUUUAACUGUGGAGGGAGGAGGGAGAGGGAUAUACACAAAAGAUCAGAGGCUUCACCAUGUUCAGAAGGACAGAUCCGCCAUUCCAUCAACAAGAGGAGUAGACAACCACCAUAACAUUCCAAGACAAAACUUUGACAAUUGGGGUGCAAACGGAGGAGGAGGUGGUGGUGGUGGAGAAGAUGGAACAGCGGAUAUUAAGCCUAUGUUUUCUGCUUUUGUGAUGAGCCUCAUCGUUGAAUCAAUGUCAAGCCAACCGAUUCUUCCAAUUCGAAUCGCUUCUCCACCGAAGGAGAAGACGGCGGAGGAAUCCAGUGUUGUCACAUCCUGA
Messenger RNA from Arabidopsis thaliana (thale cress), 345 nucleotides. RefSeq lists its product as uncharacterized. The transcript has 3 exons. The coding region runs from base 1 to 345 and encodes 114 amino acids. The record is from RefSeq and is marked reviewed. NCBI's taxonomy places the organism in Eukaryota, Viridiplantae, Streptophyta, Magnoliopsida, Brassicales, Brassicaceae.